This is a messenger RNA of Ramularia collo-cygni, 567 nucleotides long. RefSeq lists its product as uncharacterized. The record is from RefSeq and is a predicted model, not a curated record. Bases 1 to 567 code for a protein of 188 amino acids. The transcript has a single exon. Lineage: Eukaryota; Fungi; Ascomycota; Dothideomycetes; Mycosphaerellales; Mycosphaerellaceae.
AUGGCUCCAGCAACAAAGCCCUCGGUGGCGCCGCUACCGCUCCUCUACUCCGCCUUCUUUCUCUACAUCGAACCCGUCUCCACCGCAGUCGGCGCCUAUUACUCGCAUUUCCAGAAGCAGGAAUAUAUGGAUCUUACCCYCGGCAGCUCGAUUGGUCAAUCGCAUGCCACUUCGUACUCUGCCGUCACUCUUAGAGAAGACAUAGUUUUGACGCAGCUAGUAGGUCACCCGGCUCUUUGUUUCUUUUCCCUCUCACUUCUUGUUGCUGACGCGGCAAGCAAGGCCAAUCUCUAUCYGGUCUUUGCCUUUUCCGAGGCCUGCGUUCUACGCGCCACUACUGACAGAGCUGUCUGGCGUGUAUUCUUGCUGGGUCUUUUGGUGGCGGAUAUGGGACAUCUCUGGUCGUGCCAUUACAUUGGUUGGGAGAUCUUCUACCAGCCCUGGACGUGGAAUGCCAUUUAUUGGGGAAACAUCGGCUUCGUGUACGUGGGAGCUGCGAUGCGAAUAGMCUUUCUUCUCGGCAUUGGGCUCAACGGAAGCGUUUCCAAGACCAAGAUCAAAGCCUAA